Messenger RNA from Trichoplusia ni (cabbage looper), 3182 nucleotides. It is a transcript of the gene lms, whose product is annotated as homeobox protein ceh-30-like. Gene Ontology annotation, biological process: regulation of DNA-templated transcription; central nervous system development; neuron differentiation. The record is from RefSeq and is a predicted model, not a curated record. The coding region runs from base 1059 to 2042 and encodes 327 amino acids. The transcript is spliced from 3 exons. NCBI's taxonomy places the organism in Eukaryota, Metazoa, Arthropoda, Insecta, Lepidoptera, Noctuidae. Gene Ontology annotation, molecular function: DNA-binding transcription factor activity, RNA polymerase II-specific; DNA binding.
UUCUCCAGCGCAACGGGUUCGUUGCCACCUGCAUCCAACGGGACCCAGCGGAAGGAAUAUGCCUGACUCUUAUUGGCUUAAACCAGCGAAAUGCUUCCCCGUUCCCAUAGUCGGGGGCAAAACGAGAACGUUUCCGCAGUCUACCGCGAAGAAACGAGUUUCCCUAGGGUAACCUUUAAUGAGGGAUAGACAACCACUUACCAUACUCAAAUUGAAGCCUUCACCCGUGCAUAAAAUCUCAUCAACAAAACUUAUCCGCUUCAAAAACAUUAAAUACUCACAAACAAUUAACAAGAAAAUUAAGAAAACAUAUAAUUAAGACCGAGAGGACAGCGCUAACUGAAGCAAACCUAAUAAAUCAAUUUAUACACAGCAAGUUCUAUAAGUGAACAUCUGACUAGUCCAAUUAAACAAACUAACUAAAUAAUUAUCAGAAUUAAUGAGCGCCCACAUUUAUUACAGGGCUCCGUAAAUAAAUCUCCUUUUGAUGUACAAGGAGUGCGCGGACGCUGCGCAUGCGACUCCCGCCACGCCCCCUAGCUGUGAUUGGCCCAAAUCCAAUUAUAACUUUACGGCUCUUCAUGAGCUAUUUGCAUCGUUUAAUUACAAACAUAUUAUUUUAAACCUUAACUAAACAGUAUACAGUUGAUAUUUCCAUGUGUUUUUUGAGGUUAUACUGUCAUCCAGAAAGACGCCCAUUAGUAAAGACUCUCAAUCUUCAUUCGGAUCCGUCGCACCAAUGCCAGAUAUAACUAAUUUGACAAUUUAACGAAUUUACACCUUAUUUCGUAAGCCAUAAGGGUGAUUGGGACCAAUGUGUGUUGAGACUCGAUUAUGUUUUUCAAAAGAGGCAGUUAACAUUCCGCUCUCAGACGUUUCAGCGGGCGAAUUGACAAAAACGCAUCGUGAAGCUUUCUUAUUAGUUUAAAUUAUGACCCUUCGUGAGUUACUCCACAUUAAAUAGUUCGGUGCUUAAAAUGUGAUUCAAAAUGUCCCUCAAGCUCUAACAGUGCACACGUAUUAUCAAAAUAAUUAAAAAAUAUUUCGUAAAAAUCAAAAUGGAUUCCGAAUCGACCAUGGACGUUGAAGAAAUAAAAGCAGAAAAAAAUGAAACGAAAUUACCGUUUUCCAUAGAGAAUUUAUUGGCUGAUAAAUUUCAAAAAGAGAAUCCGAACAAUUAUUCUAACGAUGUGAGUCCAUCGACUAGUGCGGUGAAUAGUGAUGUGAGAAGUAAUUUUAUUAGUGAUGUGACUGAAAAUCUCGAUUCAGAUGAUGAUGACAGACACAGUAGUAACAGUUCGGAAAAUGUGGACGUCGAGAGUUCUACCGUCGGCGAUGCGCAGGAGUACCUUGAUAUCAAAUCUACUGAUUAUUCACAGUCAGGAUCGUGUUCAUCUCGGGGCAAGCGCGCUCGCACCGCCUUCAGCGCGCAGCAGAUCAAGAGUUUGGAGGCCGAGUUCGAGAAGAACAGAUAUCUGUCCGUAGCGGCGAGAGGAAGACUUGCAAGACAGCUCAGGCUUACAGAGACACAGAUCAAAAUAUGGUUCCAGAACCGCCGAACAAAAUGGAAGCGAAAAUACACAAACGAUAUUGAGCUGCUGGCGCAGCAGUACUACAGCAGCUUGGGCAUCGUCAGCCCGCGGCCAAUGUUCGUAGGCGACCGACUCUGGGUGUUCAACUACCCCAACAGAGUCCCACCAACACAACAACAGCAAUGGAUGAAAUCAAUCAACAAUAUUAACGCACACAACCCAAUCGUCGACAGAAACAUGUUCAGAAAUCUACCGAAACCCGACGUCCCAUUCCUAAACCCUACCGUGUAUCCGAACGAAAGAGUUUUCAUGGACCGCGGACUCAGUUUGACAGGAAACGUCAAUGUCAAACUUCCCGCCCAAAACCGGAUUGUGCCGCGAGAAGUUUAUAGCAAUAUGGCGCAAAGGAGUUUGGACGUCUACAAGAAUAAUAUUUUAAGCCAUAGUAGCCCACCGCAGGAGUCCAAUGUUGAUCAUUUAAGGAGAUUAGAGGAGAAUUUUAGUAUUUAAAUUAAGACUAGUUUUUAAGUUUGUAUGAUUUGAGUAGUUAUUGUAAAUAAAGUUUUAUGAUAUUUAUUUUCCUGUAUUUUUUUCUAUGCAGCUAUGCUGCGAAGAUGUGAAAUCCACGCUUCAAAAAUAUUUGACCAUUUCCAUCAAAUAUGCUAGGUAGUUGUGCGAGGAAGAGGAGAUUCGAAGAUGAGCAGGGAAUUAAAUAGUGUACACCACUCGCGAUGGCUCAUAGCAGGCAUCUAUAGCACCGGUCGGAUCGCGCAAAGCGCGAGCGGGGCUCUGGCUCAGGCAGUUGAAGGGGCCCGGGAUGUUUUCAGUCGGUGGCACCGUUGAACUCAUUACAGUUCAAUCCAGGCAAAUGUAGCAUUCAUUCAUAGCAUACGCACGCAUUCUUAAAUAAAAAUAUAAAAUACAUAUCCGUUGAAUCUUUUUCCACCUUUAAUAAAACGUAAAUAAUGAAAAUAAUAUUCAAACGCAUUGCUAUACUACGCGCCUUGUUACGCAGAGGGUAAAAAAUUGUAAAAAUAUACUGUCUAAUAGUCGUCAAUUAUCUUCGUUGCAAGAACUAUCGAUCUAAAAUUCUCCAAAAAAUGUGGAACGCUUCACGAUUUUGCGUGUCAUCCUUGCGCAGGGGCCAUGCUAAUCUUCUCUGUAUCGUUCCAAUUUUAGUAUAUGUACUGCCGAAGCAAGUACACUUGUGGUGCACCAAAUACGAUUCAAUAGCUUAUUGGACCAAACACAUCAAUUGCGAGAGUUAAAAUUAUCUGUAAUAACUUAAGAAUUACUUACAUUUAAAAAAAAAACUUACAUAUAUUUGUAAAACAAUAAUUAAUUAUUCAAUCUUUGGGUCAGAAAGUUUCAUUUCUCUCUCAUUUAAUUGAUUUAUAAGAGAAAAUAAGCAAAUUGUUUUAAUCUUGCCACACUAGCGACAUCUGUGUCACAGGUAUGAACUAACGAAAACACAUGCGAACUAGCGCACCAAGAGUUUAAAUCCGAAGAAUGUAGAUGGCGCUGUUCUCAAUCACAUCUUAGCCAGUUACCUAUUUGAGAGUACAGCAGAAACUCGGAUGGCUGUUGUUUUGCUAUUUUUAAUAAAUGCAUUAUUAAGUUAAAUCUAGGUAAAAACAAACAAGUUUUAAC